AUGGUUGUUGUCGAUAUGAUGAGGCCUGAGGCAGAUGUUUAUUUUAUGGUGGGAUCACCCAGGGCGAAUAUGCUGAUCGGCAUAUGCGGUGGUAAGUACAAGGAUAUCUCAAGGCUAUCAAGCUGCAUAUGCGCAGGGAAGCAUGCCAUCGCCGAGUAUCUUAUCCGCGAACAAGGGUUUGAGCUCCUCCAAUUAGCAAAUAAAAACCCCUUACACAUAUCGAACGAACCGAGGGAUCCAGUACGCCUAGAAGACUCCGAAAGGGAGAGCUUGCCGAGUCGCAAAGACGAAUUCGUUUUCGAUACCGUCGAUUCACUACUCGAAUUUGUUACAAAACGAUGGACAGGUCGAUGGGUGACGACGGAUAUCUGGGAUCACACAACCCUAGACAGACUUUUACAAAGGCCAUUCUUCUUGCUUGUGAGCGUAGAUGCUCCUGUCAGCUUGAGAUGCCAACGCUUUCGAGAUAGGUGUUCGCGCCAAAAAAUAAAUCCACCGGAUCUCGAAGAAUUUGUUAUGUGGAAUGACCGGCAUCUAUACGAUAGGGAGAUCGGUCGAGCGUAUCUUACAGAUAGAGCACAGGUUCGUCUAUUCAAUGCUUCGUCAUCAUUAGAAGAGUUACACGCAGCUCUGAAGAAUCUGGAUCUGUCGAACAACGAGCGCCUACGGCCGACGUGGGAUCAGUACUUCAUGCAACUGGCUUCUCUUGCCGCGCAGAGAAGUAAUUGCAUGAAGCGACGAGUGGGAUGUGUCAUUGUCCGAGACAAGCGCGUUAUCAGCACCGGAUACAACGGGACUCCACGCAAUAUAACGAACUGCAACGAGGGAGGAUGUCCCCGGUGUAAUCGCGGCGAGGGCGGCGGCGCCGGCCUGUCGACAUGCCUGUGUAUCCACGCCGAAGAGAACGCUCUUCUAGAGGCCGGAAGGGAGAGGAUAAGGGAAGGCGCGAUAUUAUAUUGCGAUACGUGUCCUUGUCUGACAUGCACUGUCAAAAUAGCGCAAGUCGGGAUUUCCGAAGUCGUGUACUCGAAGAGUUACAAUAUGGAUAAAGAGAGCGCGGCAAUUCUCAGCGCUGCUGGUGUCAAGCUUCGCCAAUUUUCUCCGCCUCCAAACGGACUAACAUAUCUCCAACACCCUGAGCACUCUAAGACACUGCCAAUACUGUAAAAUAUGCGACGAGCUAGUGGUUUGUCCUGUUGCGCCAUUGUAGCUUGUUGCCAUUUCGAGGAGAUGAGAGGCAUAGACAAAUCUCUUCAAAAGAAUGAAAAACAAAUCACAUCUUUC
This is a messenger RNA of Talaromyces stipitatus ATCC 10500, 1284 nucleotides long. Its product is annotated as deoxycytidylate deaminase, putative. Bases 1 to 1167 code for a protein of 388 amino acids. Gene Ontology annotation, molecular function: hydrolase activity; zinc ion binding. Lineage: Eukaryota; Fungi; Ascomycota; Eurotiomycetes; Eurotiales; Trichocomaceae. The record is from RefSeq and is a predicted model, not a curated record. The transcript has 8 exons.